Colletotrichum graminicola M1.001 is the source of this 1596-nucleotide messenger RNA. RefSeq lists its product as uncharacterized. The transcript is spliced from 10 exons. Gene Ontology annotation, molecular function: transmembrane transporter activity. Gene Ontology annotation, cellular component: membrane. Bases 1 to 1596 code for a protein of 531 amino acids. Gene Ontology annotation, biological process: transmembrane transport. Lineage: Eukaryota; Fungi; Ascomycota; Sordariomycetes; Glomerellales; Glomerellaceae. The record is from RefSeq and is a predicted model, not a curated record.
AUGGCUACCGAUCGCCAAGGAGCAGACGACGGCAAGGAUGUAACGCAUCUCGCGAGCGACGAGGGGCAGGAGUCGACCAGAGAUACGCGCCUCUUGGAAACCCUCGGCUACAAGCCGGUCUUGCACAGGACGUUCAACGUUUUCCACAACUUUGCGACAACCUUUGCUGCACUCUAUUUCAUCGGCGGUGUCCGCGUGACUUUCUCUAUAGGCAUCGCCGCGGGAGGCAAUCUUGCAUACUGGACGAGUUUUCUCGUGACCUGCGUCUUCACCUUCAUCACUGCUGCUGUGAUUGCAGAGAUCUGCUCUUCACUCCCUCUCGCAGGAUCCAUCUACUUGUGGGCAGCUGAAGCUGGGGGCCCUCGUUAUGGCAGAUUUUUUGGCUUCAUUGUAGCGUGGUGGAGCACCACUGCCUGGACAACAUUCUGUGCGAGCAACACCCAAUCCGCUGUUAACUACAUGCUUUCCGAAAUCGUUGUUUUCAAACUUGAUUUCCCAUCAGACCCCUCGAGUAUCAAGUUUCGGGCCGUUCAAUGGAUAGCUACGGAAGUGAUGCUGGCUCUGGCAGCCAUCUGGAAUCUCCUACCCCCACGUUACUUCAAGUGGAUAUUCUACUUGUCUACCACUUUCGUCUUGCUCGAUUUCAUUCUGAACAUGAUCUGGUUGCCUGUCGCCGCCAGCAAGAGCACCUAUGGCUUCAGGUCUGCGCACGAUGCCUUUCUGACUACGUAUAACGGGACAGGCGCACCGGCGGCUUGGAACUGGUGUCUCUCCUAUCUUGCGACGGCUGGUAUUCUCAUCGGAUUCGACGCCUCGGGCCACGUCGCCGAGGAAACUAAGAACGCCAGCGUUGCUGCUGCCCAGGGUAUCUUCUGGAGCACAGUCACUAGCGGCAUUGGGGGGUUUAUCGUUGUUAUUCUGUUUCUAUUCUGCGUUCCUGACGCAGACACAUUAUUCUCUUUUGGUAGUGCUCAACCGUUCGUCCCAUUAUAUGCGGCCAUUCUUGGAGAAAGAGCACACAUCGUCAUGAACAUCAUUUGCAUUGUUGCGCUCUGGUUUAAUACCGCCAUUGCCGUCCUAGCCGCAUCGCGCCUAGUCUUUGCAGUGGCGCGUGAUGGCGUUUUGCCAUGGUCCUCUUGGGUCUCCAAGGUCGUCGACGGCCAGCCACGUAACGCCGUUUUAGUCGUUUGGGGAGUGGCUUCCAUCAUCACCUGCACCAUUCUUCCGUCAUCUGCGGCAUUUACCUCCUUGGUAUCAGCAGCCGGGGUUCCUUCGGCCGCCGCUUAUGGUCUCAUCUGCAUCUGCCGCCUCUUCUUGACACCAAAUCACUUUCCGAAGCCUGCGUGGAGCCUGGGGCGUUGGAGCAAGCCCUUCCAAGCUAUCUCUGUGCUCUGGAACGGAUGGGUUGUUGCUGUGCUAUUCUCACCCUAUGUUUUCCCUGUUGAGGCAGCAACGUUCAACUACGCCCCAGUGAUCAUGGGAAUUGUGACCAUAUUUGCCGUUCUUUCCUGGUGGUCCAUCCCAGCGGAACAAUGGCUUCCAUCGCAGCGCAUUCAAGAAACAUUGCUUGCUGGAGAAAGGCAUACUGAAGAGUAG